AUGAACGGUUACUCAAAUUUCUCCAGAGGAGAACUAAUGGAUAAAUUUCGACUACUUAAAAUAAAUGAUUUGUUAAAAAUUCGCAAUGACUCACAUUCAGCUUUGGUGAAGGAGUGCGCUGAUAGCUAUCUAUUUGAGGAAAUGUUGAUCUACCCGUUCAAUGAAUAUCAAAAAAUAUACUUCGAAGGGGAUUUUUUGGAAUUCCAAUUAGAAAAUAUCCCAAUCAGAAAGUUCAGAUAUUAUGACCAUCUUGCGGUUGAUGCGUCCCAGAUCAACAAGAUUGCGCCUUUCAAGAAUUAUAUAAGAGCAGUCAAUAUCAAUAUUAGAUACAACGUUACAGAUGAAAUGAUCCGAAAUAUUGCAACUAGCUUGAAUUCAUUACCGUUUUUACGUCAGAUUACUAGUGACACAGAUAUUUCUCCAAUUACACAACCGCUUGUUAAACUAGACACCAGAAUUAAAAAUGGAUCAAAUCUAAUGAUGAAUAAAGAAAAUCUCUAUGAAUUGCAUGUUUAUCAUUCAUUGUAUCAUCCACAAGACGGUGUCACAGCUACUCUUUCAAAAAUUGAGAACACUUUUAUUCCAAAAAAUUCCUGGUUCCCGAAUUUGAGAAUUCUAAAAAGUUUUUAUUGUACGAAUUCUCUCAAUAGCGAUGAUUUGGAUGCAUCAUUGCUAGAAGAGCUAGAAAUUGUUAAUUGUGCGUCUACUUUCAAUUUGCAAAACAUGGAUUCAGAGAGAUUCCCCAACCUUAGGAAGCUUUCAAUUUGCAUCAAAGAUCCGCAUAAAGGUAAUUCUUUCAAAGAAAUUGGAGUUUGUAAAGGUACUAUUAGUAUUUUUACGCUAGAUACAUUAUAUUUAAAUAAUGCUAGAGGGAUAUCUUUGGAUUUCAGGAGCCUAGAAUAUUUGACUGACAUAACAAUCAGGCAUUGGUACCCUCUAAGAAUUGAUAAUUUUGGAUUCCUACAUAGAUUGGAAAUUGUUGAUUUGAGCUACAAUAGUUUAUCGAAGAUUGAGGGAUUAGAAGAUUUGAGAAAGUUGAAAAAAUUGAAUUUAAGUCAUAACAACAUUGAAAAGAUUCAAAAUCUUGAAAAGUUAGUAAAUUUAGAGAAUUUGAACCUUGGAUUCAAUCUGAUAAAAAAGAUUGAAAAUUUGGAUAGAUUGCUCAACUUGAAUGUUUUACUGUUGUCGAAAAACUAUAUUACUAAGCUUGAGAAUGUGGAAUCCUCGCCUAAAUUAGAGCAUCUCUUCCUAUUGCAAAAUCCUUUGAAAAGGUCCAUAAAUUCUGUUGAAUAUGGGAAGCUUCGAGAAAAAAUUGAUGACCUACGUAUUUCAUGGGUUGAGGGAUCGUGA
Saccharomycopsis crataegensis is the source of this 1350-nucleotide messenger RNA. RefSeq lists its product as uncharacterized. Bases 1 to 1350 code for a protein of 449 amino acids. Lineage: Eukaryota; Fungi; Ascomycota; Saccharomycetes; Ascoideales; Saccharomycopsidaceae. The record is from RefSeq and is a predicted model, not a curated record. Gene Ontology annotation, molecular function: protein binding. The transcript has a single exon.